AUGUAUAUAAAAUCAUGCUCAUUAUGGGACCCAAAGAAAUUUUAUGGUACUCUACAAUAUGCAGCUGAUAUAGAGUCCGAUGAGAGUGACGAUCCAGAUUUAUCUGGCGACGAUGCUGAAGGUGGUGUACAUUCAAAAAUACAAACCAACCAAAAUGAUCCAGAUUCGGAGUCCGACUAUUCAUCUGAUGAUGAUUUGCCCCUAUCAGAAAUUCAAAGACGAAUAUCGAAGAAUAUUGAAUGGCACGAAGAGCACCUGUCUAGAGACACAGUGUAUAGAAGCAAGAAAUUGGCUAUAAUGGCAAAAGAAUAUUCUGAUGUUGAGAAUCAGCGCGAGUGUCCUGGAAAAGUUGAAAAUUUAAUAACCAUGGAGACUGUAGAUACUGUAUCUGAUGAUUUAUUACUAGCAAUGCAAAUGUGUACAAAGCCAUUUCUUAUUUCCGAUGACUCUUUGAUGCUGGAUGUAACUCCAUUGUAUUUACAUACAAGACCUAUAUGA
Molecule: messenger RNA, 498 nt
Organism: Acanthoscelides obtectus
Lineage: Eukaryota; Metazoa; Arthropoda; Insecta; Coleoptera; Chrysomelidae
Source: the annotation of a GenBank genome assembly